This is a messenger RNA of Trypanosoma theileri, 1917 nucleotides long. Its product is annotated as putative U3 small nucleolar ribonucleo protein MPP10. The coding region runs from base 1 to 1917 and encodes 638 amino acids. Gene Ontology annotation, cellular component: sno(s)RNA-containing ribonucleoprotein complex; small-subunit processome; nucleus. Gene Ontology annotation, biological process: rRNA processing. NCBI's taxonomy places the organism in Eukaryota, Euglenozoa, Kinetoplastea, Trypanosomatida, Trypanosomatidae. The transcript has a single exon. The record is from RefSeq and is a predicted model, not a curated record.
AUGCCUAAAGUGCAAAAGCCAAACGGUGAUGCAGUGUUGCCCCGAAAACUGCGUAGUUGUGUAGACACCAUUCACACAACACUUGACGGUGGACCUGAUGUUUUUUUAGCCUCGCGGCAGACUAGUGAGGAGACGUCACGGCAGUGCCUUGCCUCUCUAUACCUCCUAGCUUCUUCACUUCACACACCACAGCUGCCGUACUACAGCAAAUCACUGGAGACAAGUAGAAAGCGACACGUUACGGUUGAGCAAAUAUGGGGUCAGAUGAACAUGUUGCUCCGUCCGGUGUUACGCCGCUUACAGGAUAAUGUACGUCUUGCGCAGAAGAAGUUUAAUGGAACCGCAGCACAACAGCGAGAGGGUACCACACUGGAAAAGAAGCAGCAAGAAAGCAAAAAGCGAUCACGAGAUGAGGAUCUCGAAGGUGAUGAAAAAGAUGUGCUAUCAACAAAAACCUCAGAACUCAGCGAGGGUGAUUUGGAUGAAGAAAUUGCGCAGCUCCUGGAAGAACAGCAAAGACGACGUGAACAGAAAAAAUCAGGUAAAAAGGAUGCUAACGGUGACAAUUCAUGGCGUUAUGCAUUUGGAAAGGGUAAUGAAGAUGAGGAUGAUGAGGCAGAGUUGGAUGGUAAGAGUGGUGAGGAUGAGAUGGAAGAUGAUGUUGAUGAUGAUAAUGAUGAUGAUGGUGAAGCGCGUAUCCGCCGUAGGCACGCACGUGCGAUGGCAUCCAUGGAAGAGGAUGAGGAUGAGGAUGAGGACAAGCGCGGUGAUGAGGAACUUGAAGCAUUAAAGGAAAUGUACGGCGAAGACUUUGAACCGGGCGAUGAGGAUGAAGAUGAGGGCGUCAAUGGCUCAGACGAAGACCCACAACUUGAGGAGGAUCUCGCCUGGGAUGACCCGAGUGCCACCUUUGAUGAACGCGAUGGCCAGUAUUGGGGAACGGACGACAUGCUUGCGGACCACGACACCACCGAGGACUACCCGCACGCCGGCACGAAGGCCAUUGCGAAUGCCACUGGUGAUGCUGCGGUGGAUGAGGAGGAGGCGGCGGCGCUGAAUGACCCGAACUUGACCGAGUUGGAGCGGGAGCGUCUGCGCGAGCGGCUCCUGGUGUCGCGCCUGGAGCAGCAGCGGCUGUACAGCACGGAGUGGACGAUGGGCGGCGAGGUGAGCGGGCGGGAGCGGCCACGCGAUGCGCUGCUGGACGCCCCGCUGGACUUUGAACACGCCAUGAAGGCCGUGCCGGUCAUCACGGAGGCAGUGACGGCCAAACUCGAGGACCGCAUCCGCCGCCGCGUACUCGACGGCAACUACGACGACGUGCAGCGGCGAAGCGCCUUGUCAGCACCGGCAGAUUUGACAAGCGCCGCACGCCGCGAUAACAACGCCGACUCUGAAAAGUCACGACUCUCACUUAUGGAUUUAUAUGAGAAGGAAUACCUCGCUCGGGUACGAGCCGCUGAGGAGGCAGACAGCAGUGCUAACAAUAACGCAUCAGCAGAACCAUUGACAGAGAUUGAAAAGGAUGAACUGCGGGCAAUUCACAUGUGGAAACGCCUCGCACAACACCUUGAUGCCCUCAGCAACUUCCACUACACACCAAAACCGGUACAGGAGGAUCUCUCAGCUCGUGUGCGGGCAGUUGAGGGACAUGCUCCUGCCAUUACUGUUGAGACAGUGGGUAACUUCGCCACUACGCGGGAGAUGGCACUCGCCCCACAAGACUUAUACCGCGGUUCUAACCGUAAAUACGCCGAUGUCGGCUCCAAUGAGUUGCUUCCUCGGGAGCGACGGGCAUUACGGCACGCUAAGAAGGAACAGGUGGGUGCAGCACGUGAUCGUAGGGAGAAACGCGUGGAGAAGGCUAAAAAGAUGAAGCAGCAACAGAAGGAGCAACAAAAUAGUCUGACGGCGUGA